GCACAGCAAGAUGGCUGCCCUCGCCAGCUCGCUGAUCCGGCAGCGCAGGGAAGUGAAGGACCAGCAGGCCAACCGGCAGAUCUCCAACAAGCGCAAACCCUGCCCCAAGAGCAACAAAUCUCUGUGUCAGAAACAGAUCCUCAUCCUCAUCUCCAAAGUGCGACUAUGUGGCAGUCAAGGGAGAAAACUGGAGAAGAGACCAGAGCCUCAGCUGAAAGGCAUCGUCACACGUCUAUAUUGCCGGCAUGGAUUCUACCUCCAGAUGUUACCAGAUGGCACCAUGGACGGCACAAAGGACGAAAACAGCUCCUUUUUGCUGUUCAACUUGAUUCCUGUGGGUCUGAGAAUAGUCGCUAUCCAGAGCACGAAGACGGGCCUCUACGUUGCCAUGAACAGUGAGGGCUACCUCUACACUUCUGAACACUUCACGCCGGAGUGUAAGUUCAAAGAGUGUGUGUUUGAAAACUAUUACGUGACAUACUCGUCCAUCCUGUACCGACAAACGCAGUCUGGACGAGCCUGGUACAUCGGCAUCAACCGUGAUGGGCAGGUCAUGAAGGGCAACCGUGUCAAAAAGACAAAAGGAGCCGCCCACUUCCUGCCGAAACUCAUUGAAGUGGCCAUGUACAGGGAGCCUUCACUGCAUGACAUCGGUGAGCAGAGCCCACCACGGAAAACAGCCAAAACUUCAGACUCUCCUGUCAACAAUGAUGACAAGAAUGACCCAUUGCCUCCUAAAACUUGUGCAUCCUAG
This is a messenger RNA of Neoarius graeffei (lesser salmon catfish), 754 nucleotides long. It is a transcript of the gene fgf11a, whose product is annotated as fibroblast growth factor 11a. The transcript is spliced from 5 exons. Bases 11 to 754 code for a protein of 247 amino acids. Gene Ontology annotation, molecular function: fibroblast growth factor receptor binding; growth factor activity. Gene Ontology annotation, biological process: positive regulation of cell population proliferation; cell differentiation; fibroblast growth factor receptor signaling pathway. The record is from RefSeq and is a predicted model, not a curated record. NCBI's taxonomy places the organism in Eukaryota, Metazoa, Chordata, Actinopteri, Siluriformes, Ariidae. Gene Ontology annotation, cellular component: cytoplasm.